Molecule: messenger RNA, 1493 nt
Organism: Somion occarium
Lineage: Eukaryota; Fungi; Basidiomycota; Agaricomycetes; Polyporales; Cerrenaceae
Source: the annotation of a GenBank genome assembly
AUAAAUGACGUGACAACGAACGUGCCAGGCCAGAAUAAACCCUUCAGGCUUUGAAGCUUGAAGCCACAGGUUCAAUAUGUAAAAGCAAAGUGAAAGGAAAGGAAAAAGACAAAGCGCCUACGGGAUGAAGGAUAAAGGAUGAUCGAAACAGACGCUCAUGGCAUCAACCUUCCGAAGUGGACCUAGAAGUUCCACACAGGUCCUGCACUGCUGUACUUAUGAAAUGUCAGACAGACAGAAAGUACUAGUAAUUCUGGCUCUUCUGAGCGAAACAUGCACCGCAAAUAUCACACCUCUAGAACAAGCACCUUCAUCCUCCUCAAGCUCGUCCCCGCAUUCGCUCACAGUCCUUCGCAAGGAUUUUCUCUCCCUGCUUACCUUGGUAUACACAAGUUCCACCAAAGUUGCAUUAACUCUCAGACCUAGCGAACCCGCAUACACUGCUGCACUUACACCGAUACGAGAUCUCGCUACUCACAUAUCCUCAUUGACUACCUGUGCGACACUCUUUGAUGCUCAUGGUAUCACUCUGGCCAAAGAGGUUCGCCGCUCGGCCCAGGAUGUAUGCGAAGCUGCAAGGGCGUUGUCCCAGACCUUUGUUACGAUCACUGAGAACGCCGACCGUGGGUCUUCUUCCUCGGGUGGAGGGAGUGAAGAUUACUUGAUCCGUACAGGUGCUAUUCACGAACUUGUCGAGAAGAUCAAGGGAAGCUUGCCGGAUGAUAACAUCGCUGCCGUGAGGAAGAGGUAUUCCGUGGAUGUGGAUAUGUUGGAAGAUUCGCUGAAAGAAGUUGCUGAGAUGAUCGAAGAUGCUGGGGGAGAUGAUGAAGGAUUCGAAGACGAAGAUAUCGAUGACUUCGACGACGCUUUUGACGAGCUUGGUUUGGGGUCGACCAAGAAAUUGUCGACUGUUGAAGUUGAGAGGAUCAAAAAGAUUCAACCUUUGCUUCGAAUGUCCGCGCUUCUGCACAAACGAAUUAUGCUUGAUCUCUUGAAAAAGGGUCAAACGUAUUCGUCUGAAUUCAGUCGACGAGCCGAUUCUCUGCUUGACAUGUCGAAUACGUUGUUACUUGCACACGAAGAGAUCGUAGCCGUGCUCUAUGCACCUCAAAAGCUUCCCGCGAUCUCCGAGUCCCUUGCCGAGCUCGUGACCGCCGUCAAGCGAGUUCAGGAUACCCUAUUGAACCAAGAACUCCUUCCUCCACCAAGACCAGUUGACGGAGUCGCUUCACUUGAACAAACGUUAGCCGCUGUUAGUAUCAGCAAAUCGGAAACACCAAAGAAGGAGAGGGACGUCCGGAAAUGGUUUGAUACAUGCUUCGAGCAAAUGUUCAAGUUGUCCAAAACCCUUCAUGACGGUGUAGCGUUCGAACCAGAUACAGUUUCGACAUGACAUUUUCUCUCGAGGACAAAUACAGCGCGCGAUGAGAUUCCAGAGUCCAAAGGUAAAAUUACAACCAAAAAGGUACUGAAAAUAAGGAUACGAUAUGUCA